CAUUUUUAGCAUCCAGCGGCUCUAGAAACCGCACGGCCGUCGCCGCGUCGCCUGCGCCGUAAAGUCGCGAAAUAUUUUUUUUCCCGCACACACGUACGCGUACACACACGCGCGCACACACACAGACACACACAGACGUGCGUGCGCGCGCGCGCGACCGGCGUACACAAUUCGUUGACCAUCGACGGAUUUGAUUGUUUUUUUUUUUUUUUUUCUUUGAUCGUUUUUAUCGUCGUCCCUCGCCGGUUCCUCGAGAGGGAUCGACGCAUCCGCGUGUUCGAUACCACCGGACGCGGACGACGACGCUGCCGCGAGGAGGAAAGGACGACGAGGACGACCGCCGCCGAUUUAACGCGCUAAAAAAAUAGCCGCAGCAGUCGAAUCCUUCGCACGCCCAACGCGUCGGCAGAGUCGUGGAACACGAUCACCGUUUAAUUAACAAUAAACAGACUUCUGGUUUAUCUGAUUUUUGGUUAAAAGCCGGUCAUUGAUGAACCACGCUGCGACAACAACCACGACACGUUCUGCUGAGCGGACCUGUAACUUGCAGACGACAUGCGACUGGUUAACGGAUAGAAGUCGCCUGCGAGUAACCGAAAUUAAAGUGACAUCAUCACAGCUACUGACUGCCACAACUGCCUACACUAAGUAAUAGAAUUGCUCCAUUCUAGUAUUUUACCACGAUGGAACGGAACAGAUUGUUUCUGGUACCACGGUUGUAGCCGGACUCGUAUAACUACGACAACGACCACGACCACCACUCGCACUAGUCGAAUCGCUAUCCGAUCGUCUCUUGUAGAUUUAUGGAAGCGGACGAUGAUGGACGCGACCCGGCGGCGGUGGCGGAGACGGAGACGAAGGCGGCGGCGGCGACUACGACCGGAAAAGACGACGACGACGAUGACAGUGGCACUUCCGGUGGCAGCGAAGAGUACGACGAAUAUUUGGCUGACUUCCUAAAAAAGCUGUGUCGGGAACGGGUAACCACCAAUGAUCAAAUAGUGCCGUGCACUGCAAAGCGGGUAUCGGUCCAGGUGGAGUCUGUACCGUAUGGCGGUGUCCGGUACGGGGGAGUGGAGGGCAACGAAGCGGACGCGGACGACGAUGACGACGCAUCUACGGCAACGAUGACUCGCAAACCUAAGAUACCAGACGGUGGCUGGGGCUGGAUGGUAGUGUUCGCCUCGCUGAUGAUCUGCCUGAUCUCAGAUGGAAUCAGUUUUUCGUUCGGGUUGCUAUACAUCGAAUUCCUCAAGGAGUUCCAGGAGAGUAAGUCCAAGACGGCGUGGAUCGGUAGCCUUUUCAUGGCCGUGCCGCUGAUUCUGGGUCCGGUGGGAAGCGCUCUAGUCGACAAGUUUGGGUGUCGGAAAAUGACCAUCCUGGGUGGUAUAAUAUCCGGCUUGGGGUUCAUCAUAUCGUCGUUCGCCGACUCGAUCGAGAUGGUGUUCUUCACAUUUGGGUUCCUAUCCGGACUAGGCCUAUGUCUGUGCUAUGUCACGGCCGUCGUUAGCAUCGCGUACUGGUUUGACAAGAAGCGCACUUUAGCCACCGGGUUAGGUGCGUGUGGAACCGGUAUCGGCACGUUUCUAUAUGCACCAAUGACUCAGUACUCGAUCGAGGAGUACGGCUGGCGGGGCACCGUGCUCCUGUUAGCUGGCACGUUUUUCAACUUUUGCGUGUGUGGAGCCCUAAUGCGCGAUCCCGAUUGGCUGAUCGCUGAACAGAAGAAACCGGCAGUCACCAGUGGGCAUUCAACAGCUGUCAUCGCCAAACCGUGGACCGACACCGAGGAGUCCAUCGUCGAUCACUGUCCAAUGGUAGCCAUCGAGAACGAAACAGCUGAUACGCCCGCCGAAAGGACUACGGGAUUCGAGCUUAUCGCGUCUGAACCGGAUGUUGACGCACUCAUGCAGUAUCCAGGAGUUGAGCAAUACAGACGCAUGGUGAAAGAAGCUCAGUGCGCCGAGUACAGGCUGACUGGUGUCACCACCACCGUCCGCAGUCCAAUGACCGACGGUGUUCGGCGAUUGCCCGACGACAACGCUGGUUUCCGGUCAGUCAUCAACUUACCCACAUAUCUCAAGCACAACGAAAAAGUCCCGUUCGAGGUACUGGAGUCGUUAAGUUCCAACAAGACGCUGUUCAACUUGAUCCUAGAAAACUAUCCAAACUUGUUAUUGUGCCGGAGCAGCAGUGUGAGUCAGGUGAACAAUGCGUCGCUGGGCAAAGAUCCGUCGGAUACCCGGACGGUUAACAACAAAGGUAGUGGGCUUCGGUCCGACACGCCGCCGCUGGUCAUGAAGAUGAAACUGAAACAAUCAAAGAAGUCGAACUCUAUGGGUUCAGGCGGCAUGUCACCACUGGAAUCGCAGGCAGUUUCGCCUCCGCAGACUUACACCGCCGACAAUAGCCCCGAAAGACAGCACAAGCCACAUCCAUCGAUGUUGAAGAGACAAUUUAGCACCACUCAAAACAGCUAUUUUAAGAGUUUACCAUAUCACAGGAGCUCCGUGAUGUACAAAGGAGCGAUAUUGAACAUCCAAAAAAAUUCUAUGAAAGCGUCCUCAUGUCCAGACAUAUACAACAAUAACUCUACGUUAACAGUCACUAGCGAACCCGAUUCCAUGUUUCGCAGGCAUAGUUUUGUCAAAGUAAUUAAUCAGUUAUCGAAUAAACGUGUGAAUACGGUACGUCGAGUUAGGCGGAAAAGGUCAUAUUUUCAUCCGAAAUCAUUGAAAAAGGAAUGGUACACCGAAGUGAAAGAGUUGUUCAGCGGUAUCUUAGACUUCAGUAUGUUUUUGGAACUACAUUUCCUAUUUCUGUCCCUUUCCACGAUAUUGCUGUUCACAUGGUUUAUCGUUCCGUAUUUCUAUCUCACUGAUUUCGUCAUGGCUCAGGGACUGAGUGAAACCGACGCAUCCACUAUCAUCAGCACCAUCGGAGCUACGAAUACUGUUGGAAUGAUAUUACUCGGCUGGGCUGGUGAUUAUCCAUGGAUGAACGUAACCAAGGUGUACGCGAUCUGCCUAGUGGGCUGUGGAAUUUGCUGUGCCAUCAUGCCUCUGUUCAUCAGUAGCUUUUGGUCGCUGAUCGUCAUCGGUGCCUUGUUCGGCCUGUUCUUUGCUUCCAAUUUUUCGUUUACACCCGCCAUUUUGGUAGAACUCAUACCGCUAGACCGAUUCACCACGGCAUAUGGUCUGAUGUUACUGUGCCAAGGUAUCGGAAAUCUAUUGGGACCACCGUUGGCAGGUUGGGUAUCUGAUUUGACUGGCUUUUGGGACUUAUCUUUUUACUUAGCCGGUUUUUGGAUCGUUUUGUCUGGUGUUUUCAUUGGACUCAUUCCAUUCACGAAAAAUCGACUAUUGUGGGGCGCUGGCCAAUUGGAAAUCGAACGUGACAGUGUUAGAUCAUAAAACUAUACAACUUUAUCUUAAAAUAUAAAUAGGAGACCUUAGAAAUGUCUCAUAGUAUGAGUUAUAUUCAUCGUAUUGCGAUAUACACGUAAUCUUGUAAUAUGAGUUGUUUUUACAAUUCUUUUUUGAGUAUUCUCCUGUGAUGUACCUAUGAAACUGCGAAAUCACUAUCAACUUUAACCGGUUAAAGUGUUCGAAAAUAGUUUUUUGAGUUAAUGAGGAAUGUUGAAAUACAUUUUAAUUAAACGGUUUGUUUAAAUGUUUACUGAUAAUAUUUUAUCUAUCCAAAAUAAUAAAAUAACUAAAUAAUAUUCUAGAUUUUAUUUUAGUAUAUUUUAUUUUCGAUUAAGUCAUUGGAAAUAUUAUUCUUUUUAAUUCGAUAUUCAAGUAACGUAGAUGAAAUAUUUAAAUAUUUUUAACAUUCCGAUCAAACUCAAACAAAUUAGGUUCUAAUUAAGUUCGAGAGUUCGGAAGCAAAUGUGAAUGCCACAGCUCCGCAAAUCUUUAAAAGGCAACAUACAUAAUAUUUUAUGUAUGCAAAUUAUUUGGCAGUAUUAAAGGAAGGCAGCUAAUAAAAUAUGAUCCUCUAAUAUUAUUAAUUAUUAUUAUUACUAUUAUUAUUGAUUUUGUAUCUUACCGUCGUAAAUUAUUAUCUUGUUAAAUCAUAGAAUUUAUAUUUUUUAAUGAAAUACCUAUUUUACCAAAUGUUGUGAAUUUUGAGUUGUGUUAUUUAUAUAUUUAAUAUUAUGAUGUUAAUACAUUAUACUCUCGUUAUUAUCCUUCCGAAAUUAUAAACAAUGUGAGAAAUCGUCUUGUAAUCGCUGCCCCAUUUAACCAAUUACGUAUUAGGUAAAUUGUUGUAGUUGCCAAUUUAUAAAUAGGUAUCGAAUCACACUUAAUAACUUAUAAACGAAUAAACGUAUAAGAAUUUAGAACGUAAGACAAUCAAGUUCAUCUUUUGUUUUCUGCCCGUCUUAAUAAAUUGAAUUGUGUUAGUUGGAUAAUAGAUUAUUAUUUAGUAAAAGUUCAAAUACCCAACGAUUGACGAUUUGUGGAGCAAUAUUUUUAGAAUUUAAGAAAAGUGUCAAAAAAUCUACUGAUUUAUUUUUAUUUGAUGUAUGAAUAAUAUUACUUCUUAUUGUGUACCAUUAGCAUAUUAUUAUUGUUGUUUUUUUUCUCUCUAAUAUUAUUUGGCUCAAGUAUAUAAUUGUAAUACUACGAUCUUCCAUUUUUGAUUUUGUAUGUCGAUCGAUAUUCAUCGUUGAUCAAUAAAAUGUAAGAAUGCGUAUAACGUAUAUUGUAGCUGUUAUAUAGAUAUUUAUAAUAUUUAGCAUAUAAUUUUUAAAAUAUAUUCAAUGAAUUUGAUAAAGUUCGUUUUGGACAAAUUAUCACAAUUAUAUCGUUGUUAAAUACAAUAUUUACAUCUGUUAUUUAAAUUAUUAAAAUAUUUAAUCUUAAAAAAGUUAUACAAAUACUAAAUUA
Rhopalosiphum padi (bird cherry-oat aphid) is the source of this 4895-nucleotide messenger RNA. RefSeq lists its product as uncharacterized. Gene Ontology annotation, molecular function: monocarboxylic acid transmembrane transporter activity. The record is from RefSeq and is a predicted model, not a curated record. Bases 804 to 3413 code for a protein of 869 amino acids. Gene Ontology annotation, biological process: transmembrane transport; monocarboxylic acid transport. NCBI's taxonomy places the organism in Eukaryota, Metazoa, Arthropoda, Insecta, Hemiptera, Aphididae. The transcript is spliced from 8 exons.